CUGAUAGACGGCACUGACUGGCAUCACUGCUGGGCACUGACUGGCGGCACUGACUGGCACAACCCCUGGGCACUGACUGGUGGCACUGACUGGCAGCACUGCUGGGCUGCACUGGUGGGUGGCACUGAUGGGCAGCACUGGUGGGUGGGCACAGGUGGGUGGCACUGGUGGGUGGCACUGCUGGGCACAGGUAGGUGGCACUUCUGGGCACAGGUAGGUGGCACUGCAGAGUGGCACAGGUGGGUGCACUGCUGGGCACAGGUGGGUGCACUGCUGGGCACAGAUGGGUGAUCUGCUGGGCACAGGUGGGCGGAGCUGGUGAGCGCACUGCUGGGCACAGGUGGGCGGAACUUUCGGGUGGCACUGCUGGG
Messenger RNA from Staurois parvus, 371 nucleotides. Lineage: Eukaryota; Metazoa; Chordata; Amphibia; Anura; Ranidae. The record is from the annotation of a GenBank genome assembly.